CCACACGCUAUCACUCCGUACGCACACGGUUUAGUCUAGGUCUAGGAUAGCAGCACCGGCAACAUGUUGCGUUCGAUAACAUUUUGUUCGUUACUGGCUCUAACCUUCGCCCAAAGUGGAUAUGAGUACAAUAAACCUGACACUCCGUUUGGGCAAGGGACGUCUCCGAGCCGACCGGUGGGAGCACAUACAGGACCUUCUGGCGGAUACCCAAGCUCUCCUACAGCCCCCUCAUUCCCUGCUAUACCUCCAAAUCAAGAUUUUACCAGUUCUGUAUCGGGAUCAACAUCUAGCCAUACAUCUGGUUCGUCUGGUGCAACUAGUAGUCAAGGAAGUCCAGGCUACCCGUCGUCUGCUCAAAAACCUCAAACUGGAUUUCCUUCACAAGGUUCAAGUUUGCAAAGCCAUACAUCUUCUGCUGGGUAUCCUAAUCAAGGAAGUUCAACAUAUCCAGGACAAGCUCAAAGUUAUCCAGGUCAAACAGGAACAGCACCAGGAAAUACAAAUUUUGGAACUAAUACUCCUGGCGCUACAGGACCUGGGUUAGGAUCUAGACCAAGCACUCCUGUGUUUGGUUCCACUAACCCUGGAUUUGGAACCAGUGGGCCAGGAUUUGGAUCUAGUGCUGGUUCAAGACCCAGUUCACAAGACUUUGCCUCCGGUUCAUCAGGAUUUGGACAUGGAUAUGAAAACGGAAAUAAUGGAGCUUAUGAAGGCGGCGAUUAUUCGGCUAUCCCUGGAGAGCCCAAUAUAGAUUAUCCUAUUUAUACAGAAAUUCCACAAACUUCAUUUAGAUGUGACGCUCAAGCUUAUCCAGGCUAUUACGCUGAUGUUGAAACCCGUUGUCAAGUAUUUCACGUUUGUGCCAAUAAUAUAACUUAUGAUUUCCUAUGCCCUAAUGGAACAAUUUUCUCUCAACAAGUUUUUGUCUGUGUCUGGUGGAACCAAUUUGAUUGCAAUUCUGCUCCUAGUCUUUAUGGCCUUAAUGCUAAUCUGUAUGACUACUCCAUAACAGGAUCGUCUCAUGGUAGUUAUAACAAUGCUAAUAAUGACUACUCACAAAACCUACAGGGUACUGGAUCAUCUGGAAACUAUCAAGGAAGUUUAUCACCCCAAGGACCUUCUGCUUACCCUGGAAGUACUAGACCUCAAAAUCCCUCAGGAAAUUAUGCCGAUUCUAGACCACAAGCACCCUCAAGCUUAUAUCAAGGAAGCACAGGUUCUCAAGGACCUUCAUCAUAUCCAAGUAGUCCUCAAGGUACUUCUUCAUAUCCAAGCAAUUCUGCUGCCCAAAUCUCAUCUUCAUAUCCAGGGAAUACCCCAUCUCAAGGACAAUCAUCAUAUCCGGGUAGUUCAGGUCCAGAGGGUACUUCCCAAGGACAAGGACACACAUCUUUCCCUGCAACACCGACUAGUUCUGGUUACCCUGGAAGUAGCCAAGGUUACCCAUCAGGUAGACCAAGUGGCCCCAGUUUUCCAACAGGAAGACCGCAAGAUAAUCAAAGUAAUGCCCAAUUUCCGGUUACUCAGCCUAACAGAGAAUAUCUCCCACCUAGAAACUGAUGUAAGAAAUUAUUUUUACCAAUAAUUAUAAAAAGCGCAUGAGUUCAUUUAAAAUAUAAUUUAUAUCAUUUAAUGGUAUGUUAUAAUGGUUGAAAUUUGCCAAAAUUUAUUGUUAAGAGCCAGUACAAACAUUAUGUGAAAGAAUAAUUAGGUCGGUGUUACUCGUUCAAUUGAAAUAAUAUUUUAAUCUGUUACUAACCAAAUUUC
This is a messenger RNA of Achroia grisella, 1770 nucleotides long. Its product is annotated as collagen alpha-1(I) chain-like. Bases 64 to 1563 code for a protein of 499 amino acids. Gene Ontology annotation, cellular component: extracellular region. Gene Ontology annotation, molecular function: chitin binding. The transcript has 3 exons. The record is from RefSeq and is a predicted model, not a curated record. Lineage: Eukaryota; Metazoa; Arthropoda; Insecta; Lepidoptera; Pyralidae.